Molecule: messenger RNA, 312 nt
Organism: Dicrocoelium dendriticum
Lineage: Eukaryota; Metazoa; Platyhelminthes; Trematoda; Plagiorchiida; Dicrocoeliidae
Source: the annotation of a GenBank genome assembly
AUGCAACUUGGCCGGCAACUUAGCGGAGAAUCUGCAGCCUCAAAGGCGUACGCACUGAAGCAUUUCCCAAGUACUAAGCUCUACGAUCCGGAAUUUGAAAGUGACAGACCGAAGCCCACGGUAGGCGCUCCAACCCGUUCUUCUGUGGUUGAGCCGACACGUGGAUACUUGGAAUUUGCUAUUCCGUCGGAACGUCUUCCACACAAAUUCGAUCGAUCGAAUGGCCACGCGAUUCCUUCGGCAUACAGUGCUUUGCACCCGUCUCCGAGUGUUCCAGCAGGUGUGAUAAGGUUGGUUUGCGGCUUCUACUAA